AGGAUGUUUUAACUCACUCUUGUGUGCCCAGUCUUGCACUGUCAGUAUUUCUCGACACUUUGAGCACACAAAACUGUCAGUUUUCGCGACAAUUGUCAGAUUUCGUUUUCAGUUCUGUCAAUUUCAAGCGCUACUAGCUCUACUACUAGUAGUCUACUUCAGCUCACAUUAAAGGGAGUUUUCGUCGUGCGUGUAGCGCCCUUCAAGUUUAACUUGGACGGAUAGGAUUUAUAAAACUUCUGAUUAUAAUAUUUAUACUAUAUUGUAUUUUGUAUUUAUGUAUUUUAGUAAAUGGUCAUUAGAACCACCGGCACCGUCCGGGCCCAAACAAACAAUUCCUUCAUAUCAAGGAACCAGGGUGUGGACUGGCUACACCUGGUUAAAGCACUUCCAUCAAAUUACAUUUCUAACCGAAAUAGAGACUUUAGCUAAAUCGAAUUCAUUUUAGCCAGUUCAGUGAUUUAUUCAAACCUCAGCAAAUAAAACCAUCUGUUUAAUAAAUAAGAACAAUGGGAGAUCCAGUUUAACAGCAUGGUGCAAAAUAAAAUACUGAAGUGAAAAAACGGCAAACAGUGGGGAAAAACACUUUUGUGCGAACCAGUUUCGAAUCCGAACCAGAUUUUUUUGGCACAAUGCGUACUUUUGUGAUACUUUUACUUGGGAUAGCGCUAGCAUUAACAGAGGGAAGACGAGACGAUGUAAACGAGACACAAGAUGAAACAGAUCUGAUCAACGAAGAAGAAGAAGUAGAAGAAGGGUGUGCAUGCGAGGAUGGAGUGCAAGGUCUAGGGUGUUGUUCAUGUAAAGAUGAUGUUAAAUCCUGCGUGUUCUCUAGACUAGCAGGUCUGUGUACAGAUCCCGCGGUCUACAAACAAUGUGAGUUCUCCUGCUCUGACUGCUCCUGUGGAGACAAUGCCAGGAACUGCGCUGAGGAGCUGAAGGUGAGGUCCUGUUCUGACACCUGGAUGAGAACCCACUGCAAGCAAACUUGUGGGAGAUGUACAUGUAAAGAUAGAUACCCAGCUAGUUACUGCCAGCAGAUCACAGAGAGAAAUUAUGACUCCAGCUCCAGGCAUAACUGUUUCCGGUACGGAGAGAGGUGCGCGGCGAGCUGUGGUCACUGCACGUGCGAGGACACUGUGGCAGAUUGCCAAGUGAGGGCGGGGAGAGGCGAGUGUGUGAUCAAUAUGAGAUACAUGCUGAAGCACUGCAAGGCUUCUUGUAGCCAGUGUAAAGGUGCCUGUGUGGAUAAUCUUAGUGACUGUGCGGUGUGGGUCACUAGGAACCCCCACGCUUGUCACGCAAACCCUGACUUUAUGAACAUUCACUGUGCAGCGUCCUGUAAAAUAUGCACUCCUGAAGUUUUACCCACUGAGGUAGUACCCACAGAAGUAGAGCCUACAGAAGAAGUAGGGGAGUGUGUGGACCAAGAGGAUACUUGUGUUUUAGCAGCUCGCAUAGGAGACUGCCUGAAACCUGAAAUAAGGAAGAAGUGUCCGUUCUCCUGCCGACAAUGCGUGUGCGGAGACCUGGACCAGAGGUGUGAGGCCUGGUCUGAAGAAGGUAAGUGCUACACAGACGUCAAGAUGAUGAUGAUCAACUGCAAACAAACAUGUGAGUUCUGUCAAUGUCAGGACAAAGCAGAACACACUGUGAAGUGCCUGUUGCUGGCUGCUCAGGGUAAGUGUGCUGGCCACCCUGCCACCCUGGUCAACUGUCCUCUGUCGUGUAAUGUGUGUGAGUGUGGUGAUAACUCAGUGAACUGUGUCAUGGACGCUCUGGCAGGCAAGUGUCAGAGCAACCCUAGCUACAUGCUGACCCACUGCGCGGAGUCGUGUCACCAGUGUAACCUCUGUGGAGACAACCCACCUUUUGCAGGUAAGAUCUGUAGUACAGCCCUGCAGCGUGGAUACUGUGAAACUGAGCCGCUAUUCAGGAUACACUGUGCUAAAACGUGUGGAGUUUGCUUGGAGGAGAACGAUGGAGGAAGUAGUAGUGAGGAUGAGGGACCAGACCCUAAACCUGAUCCUGAUCCUAGUCCUUGGCGCAAUAUUUGAUUUGUCUUCAGAAUUUGUCAUAUGAAAAUUUCCGUGUCUGAAUGUUUUGUAAUAUGCGAGUA
Molecule: messenger RNA, 2119 nt
Organism: Bolinopsis microptera
Lineage: Eukaryota; Metazoa; Ctenophora; Tentaculata; Lobata; Bolinopsidae
Product: putative tyrosinase-like protein tyr-3
Exons: 1
Coding region: 633-2057 (474 amino acids)
Source: RefSeq, a predicted model, not a curated record